Messenger RNA from Orcinus orca (killer whale), 3690 nucleotides. It is a transcript of the gene CCDC71, whose product is annotated as coiled-coil domain containing 71. The transcript is spliced from 3 exons. Lineage: Eukaryota; Metazoa; Chordata; Mammalia; Artiodactyla; Delphinidae. Bases 1247 to 2737 code for a protein of 496 amino acids. The record is from RefSeq and is a predicted model, not a curated record.
UCCGCGAGGCGGCAGGGUGGAUGGGCCGGGUGGCCGGCUCCUUCGGGACCAGCGCCCUCCGCCGGCCCGGCCGAGACCCCCAACCCCCCCCCCGUGCCCAAAGACCCCACCCUGGGGCUGUGCGACCCCGUCGCGCUCUCACCGCCUGUCCCGUGCAUUUCGCUUCCUCUAAGGCCCCCCGCUCCUACCGUCGGCUUGGGUGUCAGGGACGCGGACUCCCAGCCUGAGGGCCCUGAUCUGCCCCCGCCCCAGUUUCGCUUGGUUAGGGCCGCUCCCGUCCUGCAUCUUUUCAUCAGCUUCCCCGGCCUGCCCCGGGGACACUUGCGAAGGGAAGUCAGGGGUCGGGCUGCAGUCUCUGUUUUCCGGAGCCUCUUGGAAAGCCCAGGAGACCCCUCCCAAGGGCCCAGGCCGACCUGAGCGGAAGAGCCCCGAGUUCACCCCCAAUAUCUGUGCCUGGAGGUAACAGGUUCCUCCUUAUUGUACAGUUCACAGCCCUGGGAACUACACCCCUUGGGAAAAAAGAGAACUAAAGUCAUGUGUAAGGACUGUACUUGGAGAAUGGCCUCUGGAGAGGGGAAGUGCCCGAGACACCUGAGGAUCCAACAAUGUUUCCAAACAAAGAGCCCCAGGGCACUUCCUCCAGGGAAUUCUGAAAACUUCUGCUCCACUAGGGGGAGGAAGAAGCUGCACAGACUCACCUCUUGGCCCCAGAGACUUGCCUGAUCCCAGCUGAUCUUUUAAUUCUCCUGUGCAGCUGCGGAGCUGUCUCUGGGACCCCUCAGUGAUGGGUUAGACUAGAUGUUAGUCAUGAUUGACGGCCUACAGCUUUUAAAGAGAAGCCUGGGACAACUUGGGUCUUACCAGACAGCUCUAAAUGGGCUGUACCAAAGUCGUCUUCCAAGCCCUAGUUAGGACAGUUCAGAUCUCUAGGGUCCGCUUUAUUACCCAUCUUACUCGGAGUCAUUGGCUCCCAGACCUUGGGCUCUUGGUCUGGCUGCCUGGCGCCAGGCUGCCUGAUUGCCUAGAGAUGUAUUAUUAGUACCUGCUACUCAUCUUUUUAGUUUCUGUUGAAGGAGAGUCUGGCUUUUUCCCUGGGGUUGGUCUCCAUGGCUCUAGUGCUAGGAAUUGGACCUCUGAGUGGACUGUCUGGGAACUCUGAAAGCAGAACUUCUGGUGGGCAGGGAGGUCCACCCCUGGGCACCUGAACAGCAGCAGCUGUAGGAACAGAGAUCGUCAUGGACUUUGGAUGUGCCAAGCGCUGGUUUGCGGAUACCCAGGCAGAUCUGCAGUGCCUAAUGCCAUGAGCGUGGUGGCGCAGCAUGUGGAGGAGAAAGCUGUGCACUCCUGGUCGCGGAUCUCCACGGCAGGGAAGAAGGCCCUGGAGGAAGCGCUGCUUGUCUUUAACCCCAUGAGCCAGGAUCUCAGUGCCACUGAGGCCCAGCUUGUGGCCUUCCUGCAGGGCCUGCGGGAUGAUGGCUUCCAACCUACCAUCCUGCGCAGCGGUGAUGUCUAUGGCUAUAGUUCGUGCACAGCCAACCCCCCAAGCCAGACAAAGCUUCAAGCUCGUGCCCCCACCCCAGCUGCCACAUCACCUCCAGCCAGUGCUCCCCGAACUGCCAUGCGGCUGCCUGCAGGCCGGGCCACGCUGCUCCCCAUGCCACUGUCUGGCAGGCUGGCCAAAGCAUCCACACCAGCCCUCGCCAAGCAUGCCACCACCAACCUGCUACUGAGCUCCCUGAAGCAGUCAAGUGCCAGCCGUGCCCGGGGUGCAGCAGUGGGCUUUCCCACCCACCUCUAUCCAGGUGUCUACCCUGCCAUGCGGCUCUCCGUUGUCCUUGAGGCCCUGGUUCCACUCAAGACUCCCAUGCCCUGCUUGGGUGCCAAGCACAAGGCACAGUCACUGCAGCUCUCACUUGCAGACUCUCCCCUGAAGCUGCGGAAAGGUCCAGGGAAGAGGCUGGGGAAUUCCCAGCCCAAAGCUCCCAGAAAAGCCACAAGCAAGGGCUCCAAGUGUCUGACUCGAAGAGGCCCCAGGGCUGGACCCCGACAAGGCACUGGGCCCCAGAGCAAGACCUACAAAGCCUCUGGUUCCCUCAGUGGCCCACGAAUGAAAGGUGGCUGUGCUCUGGGCACCAAAACAGCCCAGGCCAAAGCUUCCCGUGCCCAGGCCAAGGUGGCUCAAACACAAGCCAAAGCUGCCAAGGCCCGGGCAGAAGCCAAGGCAGCACGGAUCAAGGCCAAGGCCAAAGCCAAGGCAGUGCGGGCCAAGGCUAAGGCCAAGGCAGUGCAGGCCAGGGCCAAGGCCAGGGCAGUGCGGGCCAGGGCCAAGGCCAAGGCAGUGCGGGCCAGGGCCAAGGCCAAGGCAGUGCGGGCCAGGGCCAAGGCCAAGGCAGUGCGGGCCAGGGCCAAGGCCAAGGCAGUGCGGGCCAGGGCCAAGGCCAAGGCAGUGCGGGCCAGGGCCAAGGUGGCUCGGACCCAUCCCAGGGGCAGGGGCAGGCCAAAAAGGUCUGUUCAGGCCAGGACUGCAAGGAGGGGCCGGAAAAGCUGCCCUGAGCCUGUGGGACAGAAGAGGAAAAGGACUGAGGAGGCAAAGGAUCUUCCUCCCCAGAAGAGAACACGGCUUGGGCCCCAAUCCCCUAAGUCGAGGCUCCCAGAGCAACUGCCCGGGACGUGCCAGACAAACUUCCUCCACCCGGCUGCUCAGGCGGCAGCUGCUACCCACCUACCAGCAACCUGAUUAUUGACUGUGGCCAGAACCUUCGAACCUCAUCCACCUGUGGCCUCCAUGGCCCUGAACUCUACUGCAUUGUCAGUAACCUACAGGUAGGGAGGAGGGUACGGGCUCUGGAGAUGGCAUCUUGGAUUUUCUUGGGCAGGUUCAGCACCUGUGGGAGUUCAGGUCAUUGACAAGACCCAGAGGGAGAGGCCUGUGCUGUGAAAUUUUGGAGGGGGUUGUGGCCAACCAGGCACCUCCUGCCUAGUCAGUCUCAUUGGGCAUCCCUCCAGGAUGCUGAGAAUUGCUUCUUUUGUGACUCUUGGGACUGGAAAAGCCAUGGCAUUGAGAACGUGAUCUCCCAGAGUAGUCCUGGCGGCAAAAGGACCUGGUGGCGAGCAGAGCGUGGUGAGGGUCCUUGUGUGCCCAUGUGUGCAGGGCUGGGAUCAGGGUCAAGGCCUGGCCACUGACCAGCCCUUGUGGUUACAGGUGUUGAGAAUGUCACCAGCUGGACCUAGAAGAUGCCUUUUACUUUACCCACCUCAUCAGGACUUUCAAGGUGACCCACUGCCAGAGACUGAAAGCUUAUUCUCUGCCUCCUGACCUGAUGGCCACCGGUGAUGUUUGCCACUGGUGACCCAAGGACCCCCUCCUAUCCCCAGACAUUCUGGCUCUGCUCCUUGAGCUCUCAGUGGACCAUGGCCACUUCUGGCACAUGUACCGCUACUUUGCCCACAACUGCUUAGGCCUCUUUCCUGGGAUUCCUCUUGCCCCUGGCCACAGAGUCAGUGACCUCAUCUGUGAGCAGCAUUACUUAAGACAUCGAGACUUCCACUGAGGGAGAGGUCAGGCCCAGAGGAAGGGGGGUUAGGCCCUGGGAUGAAGCCAGAAGCUCAGGCUUGCUUCUUAGGUAAUUUCAAAGUUCUGGAUCCAGCCAUUCUCGUGGAGAACCCAAAUAAUACCAAGGUUCAGGGUAA